Molecule: messenger RNA, 7180 nt
Organism: Marmota monax (woodchuck)
Lineage: Eukaryota; Metazoa; Chordata; Mammalia; Rodentia; Sciuridae
Gene: Kctd3
Product: potassium channel tetramerization domain containing 3
Exons: 14
Coding region: 3833-5977 (714 amino acids)
Biological process (GO): protein homooligomerization
Molecular function (GO): protein binding
Source: RefSeq, a predicted model, not a curated record
AAUACAGUAUUUUUAAUUUGAAAAUAAAAAUUCUUCAUUUAUAGAUAUUUAUUGAUAGAGAUCCAGCAGCUUUUGCACCCAUUUUAAAUUUUCUUCGGACAAAAGAACUAGACUUAAGGUAAGAAAUGCAUCCUUUUUAAAGUAAAUUCUUGCUGAUAACUAUUUUUGAUACAUUUUAUAAAGAAAAUGUUGUUUAUCCCUUUGACUUUUUAAAUUGACCUAUAACAUUUAUACUUAUUUAAGGGCUAUAGCUUGAUACAUGCAAUGUGUAAUAAUCAAAUCAGGGUAAUUUGCAUUUCUAUCUCAUAUCAUUUUUAUGUAUUGGGGACCUUUAACCCAUUCUAUUUUGAAAUAUAUGAUUAAUUUCUGUAGACUGUAGUUUCCCUGUCAUGCUAGAGAACAUUAGAACUACGUGCUCCCUCUGUGUCUUUGUCAUGAUGGGCAAAGGUGUGACUUAUGCAGUAGAGGGGGAGAAAUAAGAAUGUCUAUGUGCUUCUUCCCUUUCAAUGCUUUAUUGACUCACAUCACUCAAUAUAAUUUCAAUCUAUAGAUUCUUGAUCAAGAAAAUGACAGUAGCAUAAUCAAUCCACAGCAAACAAUUCUAGAUUAAGUCUAAACACUGCAAACACUCUUAAUUAUGACAGGCUCAUGACAUUCCCUCUGCAUGCUAAGCUCAAGUGCCAGAUCUGAAGUUUCAAGCCUUAUGCUCUAAGUCCAGCAGAUGCACACUCACUCAGACCAUGGUGCUCAGGUCAGGGACUGAGGCAGGCUUCUCCUGGGGUGGGGCUGACAGCCCGUUGAAGAGAGGGUCAUAGGGAGAAGUUGCAGUUCUCACCAGGGUCAAGAUGUGGCUGUAGAGUUUGAAAGCAGUAAGGAAGAUGCAGAGGAUUAGGCAAAGGAUGAGAAUAAUUGGGAUAUCAGUCCAGGUCCUCAUCAGGCUCUCCGGCAUGAGGGCAUCAGUGCUGGCUGGCUGGCUGUCUGUUCAUUUGCUUCAUCAUUUAUACUAAAUUUUGGGGCUUGUGACCACCCUUUCAAUCCCCAUUGUGCUAUUGGAUUUCUUGGUGGUGUCAUUUGCCUUGAGGUUAAAGCAUCUGGUCUGGUGGUCCCCACCCUGAUUUUCUUGCCUUUCCUCCUUAUCGGGGUGAGGGCAGCAUGACAGAGACUUUACUCUUGAGUUUGUCAGGAUGGGGAGAAAAGCUGUGCCUGAUGAUCAUAUUGGAGGGCUCCAUAGGUGUGCCUGGUGAGACUGCAGGUUUCAAAAUGGAGUUUCAAAAUGGAGUUGCUUAGGCUAAGGCCUAAGUCCAUCUUUAUAUAUUGGAUAUCUAUUACCUACCUUCUUACUGGUCCUCCCCAAUUCACUCCUUUCCUCUAAAGACCUCUUUUCUAUCUCUCCUCCUGUGUGAUCAACUUUUUGAAUGAGAAUAUACAGUAUUUGCCAAGUCUAUUUUAAAAAAUAUUUUUAUUAGUUAUAGAUGAACACAAUACCUUUAUUUUAUUUAUUUUUUAUGUGAUGCUGAGAAUUGAACCCAGUGCCUCACACGUGCUAGGCAAAUGCUCUACCACUGAGCCACAACCCUAGCCUUGCCAAGACGAUUUUUGAUUAAAGAUUUCCUCAGGCUUAAACUUUCAUAGAUACAGGCCAGCAUCAUCUCUUCCUUUAAUGUAUUUCCAAAAACUUCUUGAGCAGUUUACCUACCUUGUAUCCCUCCAUUAUAUUUUCCACAUUGCUGCCAAAAUUAUCUUCUGAUCAGGUUGCUACUCUGCUUAAAACUCUCGAUGUUAUAUUGGACUGAUGGCUUAGGAUUCAGGGCUUGAUGAUCUUUGUCUAUAGUCUGGCCCCAGCGUAAUUUCUCUUAUAAAAUUUGUAUUCUUCCUGGUCUUGACUAAACCUGACUACUUUAAUAAUCUUUGCUGUGUCUACCUAAUUUAAGUAUUCAUAGUUUCCUAUUCUGUCAUUGUCAUAGCACUUGUUAUAUUUCAUUCAUUUUUAUUAGUCUGUCUUUUAUUAGAUUUAAAUUCCAAAAGAGCAGCUACAGUUUGCUAUAUAUUCCUAGGACCUAAGUCUGUGAUUGAAGCAUGGUAAGAGCUCAUUACAUUAUUUUCUUUGUGGAUAAAUCAAUGAUUGUUUGAACUAUAUCUUUAACAUUGCCAUCUUCAAUUAUAGUUGAGUUUCCUAUCAGGGAGUGAUGAUUUGCAUUUACUAUUUUCAUAUUUUCCCAAUAAGCUUUCAGUAAGGAUUCCUUAAUUUUUUUUUUUUUAGAAAUUUAGUUGUUCAUUUUAGCUGCUUCUUUAUAAUAUUGUUUUGGUUUUGGCUUAUAUUCAUUCGCUAGAAGGUAAACUCCUUGAAGACAGAGAUCUUUUUUGGUCUAAGUUUAUUUCUUGGCAUAUACCCAUCAUUAAAGUAGCAUGUGUAAUAUAUAAAAAUAGAUAUUUAUUAAAUGAAUAAAAAAGUUUGUAGGGCCUUCUUGUUAUAUCUAUUUUUUUGUCUGUGAUUGGUGGGAUGUAAGAAGUAUAUUACUACUUCUUGAGAAAGAUUAUUUUCACUCAUAGCAUUUGGAUUGAGAAAGUCCCAAGUUCACUUCUAGUCAAUGAUUAUCUGACUAAUACGUAGUUACAUCAACCAUAAAAGGCAGAUUUAAUUUAAAUGUGUAUGUUUACCAGCAACUUUUCUUACAGCUUACUAUCUUUUUUCAGUUAAAGAGCCUUACCAAGUUUAAAUUCUCAAUGGUUCCCUCUAAAAGAAGAUGGGAAGGAAGGGAUUAAAAACAAACAACCCUCAAAUAAUUAUGUUCUAAUUCUCUUCCUUGAAAUCUGCUUUGCCCAUAUCAUGCUGUUUUAUAAUUAUUGUAUUUGUUUGCCUGUCCUAAGGAGAAUGAAAGUCUUGAAGAACUAUCAUUUGUGCCCUGAGCCACCUGUCAACACAGAUAGUUUUGAAAUGGAAUCAGAAAAUUUAAAUCAUUCUUAUGUCAUAAUUAAUUUCACAAAUAAAAACAGUUGAAUAUCACCGUUUUAUAUUUAUUAAGGCCAGGUGGUAUUUAUAAAGUAAGGACACAUAAUAGAAACCUAAAAUGAAUCAUCAUUAUUGUAAGCUCUGAGGCUUAUAUUCUUUUUUUUUACUUUUUGUUUUCCUGUUACUUAACUGUAUUACUGUGUUGUAACAGUCUUUAUCUGGAUGACACUGUCUUUGCUAAAGCUAAUGUUUUUCCUAUUUUUAUUUUGUUUUGUUCACUCAACAAAUUAUUUAUGCCAGCACUGUGCUAAGUGUAGUACAAGGUAUACAGAAGUUGAAGUAGAUUGCUUGUAUGGAGCUUACAAUAUAAUGAGGAAGGUUAAAAUAUGUGUGGAAAUAAUCAUGUUAAAAAGCUACAAGCAAUUCCAUAAGGAAUAACUUUCUCUCUUGUUUUUGUGUCUGAUACGUCUUGAUAAGUCAUUUGCGUUAGAGUACAGCCCUAACUCUUUUACUUACUCAAUUCAUUGAAUAUUUUUUUUAUAGUAGGUAACAAAAUGUUUUGGUUCACAUGAAGUUGUUUUUUUAUUUAGACUUUUUGAAAUGAUUAAGGAUAUUAAAAAUAAAGAAUAUUAGGAAAAAAAGUAAGUUUAAAGCCUUAUGGCUUUUUCACUUUUAGAACCCAGUACUUUCUCCUGUUGCUUCAGGUAUAAUCUAAGUUACCAAUGUUAAAGAAUUUAUUUCAUUCAUUUGUUUCUUUAUAGGGGAGUAAGUAUUAAUGUUCUCAGGCAUGAAGCAGAAUUUUAUGGAAUCACUCCAUUAGAGAAAAUAAAAAUGGAGUACUGUUUUUCUGUUUGCAUGUACUCUUGACAAGUUUGCUUUGAAAUGUUUUUAGUAAGAAGGCUUCUCCUAUGUGAAGAAUUGGAGCGUUCAUCUUGUGGCAGUGUCCUUUUUCAUGGUUACUUGCCCCCACCAGGCAUUCCUAGUCGUAAAAUAAACAACACAGCUAGAUCUUCUGCUGAUUCUCGGAAUGGACUAAAUUCUGCAGAAGGUGAAGCCCGGGGAAAUGGUACUCAACCUGUUCUCUCUGGAACUGGAGAAGAGACUGUUAGACUGGGAUUUCCUGUGGAUCCACGAAAGGUGCUAAUAGUAGCUGGCCAUCACAACUGGAUUGUAGCUGCAUAUGCUCAUUUUGCUGUGUGUUACAGAAUCAAAGAAUCUUCAGGAUGGCAACAAGUGUUUACAAGCCCCUAUUUAGACUGGACUAUUGAACGAGUGGCUCUAAAUGCAAAAGUAGUUGGAGGUCCACAUGGAGACAAAGACAAAAUGGUUGCUGUUGCCUCAGAGAGCAGCAUCAUCCUGUGGAGUGUUCAGGAUGGGGGAAGUGGAAGUGAAAUUGGAGUGUUCAGCCUUGGUGUUCCUGUAGAUGCCCUCUUCUUUAUUGGUAACCAGUUGGUGGCCACGAGUCAUACAGGGAAAGUAGGAGUGUGGAAUGCUGUCACUCAGCACUGGCAGGUUCAAGACGUUGUUCCUAUAACUAGUUAUGACACUGCUGGGUCAUUCCUCCUAUUGGGAUGUAACAAUGGAUCAAUAUAUUAUAUAGAUAUGCAGAAGUUCCCUUUGCGAAUGAAGGAUAAUGAUCUUCUUGUAACUGAACUCUAUCAUGAUCCUUCAAAUGAUGCUAUUACUGCUCUGAGUGUUUACCUCACACCCAAAACAAGUGUCAGUGGUAACUGGAUUGAGAUUGCCUAUGGUACAAGUUCUGGAGCAGUACGAGUGAUUGUACAGCACCCAGAGACAGUUGGGUCGGGUCCUCAGCUUUUUCAGACUUUCACAGUUCACCGAAGCCCUGUUACAAAAAUCAUGCUGUCAGAGAAGCAUCUUGUAUCUGUCUGUGCAGAUAAUAAUCAUGUCCGCACAUGGACAGUAACACGAUUCAGAGGAAUGAUCUCUACUCAGCCAGGUUCCACUCCUUUAGCAUCAUUCAAGAUAUUGUCUCUGGAGGAGACAGAAAGUCAUGGUAGCUAUUCCUCUGGAAAUGACAUAGGGCCUUUUGGAGAACGAGAUGAUCAACAGGUGUUUAUCCAGAAAGUUGUUCCCAUCACUAACAAACUAUUUGUGAGACUUUCAUCUACUGGGAAAAGAAUAUGUGAGAUCCAAGCUGUUGACUGUACUACAAUAUCCUCAUUUACAGUGAGAGAAUGUGAGGGAUCCAGUAGGAUGGGCUCAAGGCCAAGGCGCUACUUGUUCACAGGCCAUACAAAUGGCAGCAUUCAAAUGUGGGAUCUGACCACUGCUAUGGAUAUGGUUAAUAAAAGUGAAGAUAAGGAUGUAGGUGGUCCAACUGAAGAAGAACUACUCAAAUUACUAGAUCAAUGUGAUCUCAGCACAUCUCGCUGUGCUACACCUAAUAUUAGUCCAGCAACUUCUGUGGUUCAGCAUAGCCGCCUUCGAGAAUCAAAUUCUAGCCUUCAGCUUCAGCACCAUGAAACCAUUCAUGAAGCAGCUACUUAUGGUUCCAUGAGGCCUUACAGAGAAAGUCCUUUGUUAGCAAGGGCAAGAAGGACUGAGAGCUUUCAUAGUUAUAGAGACUUCCAGACUAUUAAUUUGAACAAAAAUGUAGAAAGAGCUGUUCCUGAAAAUGGUAAUUUGGGUCCAAUACAAGCUGAAGUGAAGGGGGCAACAGGGGAAUGUAAUAUAUCUGAGAGAAAGUCUCCUGGAGCAGAAAUCAGAAGUUUGAAAGAAUUGGAUAGUGGAUUAGAGGUACAUAAAACAGCUGAAGUUUUUUCUGAAUCCAAGAAGAGGUCAUCAGAAGAUGAAAAUGAAAAUAAAGUAGAGUUAAGGAAGAAAGGAGGAUUUGAAGGGGGAGGAUUCCUUGGAAGAAAGAAAGUUCCCUAUCUGGCAUCAUCACCAAGUACUUCUGAUGGAGGAACCGACUCGCCUGGUACUGCAUCCCCGUCCCCUACAAAGACCACCCCGUCUCCGAGGCAUAAAAAAAGUGAUUCUUCAGGUCAAGAGUACAGUUUGUGAAAACUCACUAAAAUGAAUGGUAGUUUUGUUAAAUUAAGAUGAAAAUUAAAUUUUCCUGGAUUUCAGUACAUUAGUUUUUACAAUGAGGCUUUAUAAGAUAAAUUGGGUGUCAUUUAUUAUCUUUUUAACAGAAUUACCUGGAAUAAGGAGAUAAAAUAAUCAUAUCUCUUAAUGUUUUGGAAGGUUUUUUAGUUUUACAAACACAUUUAACAGAUUAUUUGCAAAGCAGUAUCCAUUUUAAUGUUUAGCUACUCUUUGUUGGUUUUGUUAUCAUAGUACCACAUCUUAAUAGGAUGGUGUCCAUACAGAGGAGUAUUCCCUGGAGCAUGGGAACCAACAGACUGCAUUCCUAAUCUUUAUUGUGCCUGAGACUUGUCUUGCAAUGUUAUCUUAAGUGAAUAACAAUUCUUUUUGAAAGUUGGUCUCCCAACCCUUAUUGUGAUUUCAGUGUGUUUACCAGAUAUUUGAUGAGGUGCUACGUUUGUGAAAAAAUAUCAUGUAAUUAAAAAACACUAUUAUUUUGAAUACCAGAUUCCACUGUGUAGUAAGACUUUUAGGAUUUUUUUUUUUUUUAAUCGUGGGUCACUUUCUGAUUCUCAUUGUUGGAAGUUCUUAGCAUGCAUCACCACGUAGAAAGAGCUGUUCCUGAAAAUGGUGCAAAAAGUCCAUGUGAACUUUCUUUCAAGUUGGAGCAAUUGUCUAUUUCAGAAAAGAUGAAAUAAAAAUAAUAAUCAAAGGCAAAGCUUUGAGGGCCCAGAAGGGAAAACUCAGUUGCUAAUCUGCCUUGUUUUAAGAGCCACCUUUCCUUUUAUUUUUUUUAAAGUAUUAAUAAUCAAAAUAACUUAAAUGUAGGCCAUUUUGUUAAAUGAGAUUGUAGAUUUGGGUUUUUGGCUGAAAGUUUUGGCUAUUGUAAAUGUGUUAUUUUGGAUAUAAUUUCAAUUGUUAGAGAAAAAAAUUUUGUUUUUUCAUUUAAUUGGAAUGAUUUUCAAGUUUCUGCAAAUGGGAUAAGUGCAAAUUUAAACCAUUAAGCAUUUAUUGCUGAAGAAUGUAUAUAUUCCCAUUCCAAGAAAUAUAAUGAGUAAAAUUGAAAUAAAUUCUUUAAAGUUUACUAUAUUACCAGUGGUUUCACAAAAAUUCUCUUGUAUUUAUUUAUCAAUUGAAUCAAAUAAAAAAAUUUAGACACAAUGAUUUUAGUUGUUAUUC